This is a messenger RNA of Schistosoma haematobium, 1683 nucleotides long. RefSeq names its product Programmed cell death protein 6. Gene Ontology annotation, molecular function: calcium ion binding. Lineage: Eukaryota; Metazoa; Platyhelminthes; Trematoda; Strigeidida; Schistosomatidae. Bases 232 to 747 code for a protein of 171 amino acids. The transcript is spliced from 4 exons. The record is from RefSeq and is a predicted model, not a curated record.
CACAGGUUCAUCAACCUACUCUUCUUAUUACUGAAAACUAAUACAGUUGAGUGUCUAAAUUACCGCCUACGAGAUUUUACCAAACUCCUAUACUCGUUUUGAAAAACAAGAAGCGAGCGCAAAGAAAUCAACUGCUUUAUGAAAGCUUAUCAGUAAGGCAUUGGGUAUUGAAUGCGGUUAUUUAAAAAGACAAGGACAUAAUAGUCAUUUUCUUAGUAUUUUAUUAGACAUAUGCAAGACGAACAAGCAGUCAGGAGGAUUUUUGAAACUGUGGACAGGAACAGAGACGGAAAUAUUGAUCACACGGAGCUACAGUCGGCACUAUCAAAUGGUAUAGGUACACCGUUCAACACUAGAACUGUUCAGCUGAUGAUUUCAAUGUUUGACCAAGACAGAAAUGGAACCAUUGAUUUAAGAGAGUUCGCCUAUUUAUUCAAAUAUGUUCAGGAUUGGCAACGGUGUUUUCGUCAAUAUGAUCAGGAUAGAUCUGGAUUACUCGAUGCUAGAGAGUUCCAAAGUGCAUUGUCCUGUUUUGGUUACCGACUCUCUCCUUGUUUUAUAAAAAUGAUGAUCGGUCGUUUCGACCGUAAUAAACAAGGACAGAUCGCCUUCGAUGACUUUAUUUUUGCUUGUGUAUGUCUCCAAAUUCUCACAAACUCUUUUAGACGAUAUGAUAUAAAUCGUAAUGGAUAUGCACAAUUCAGUUUUGAAGAAUUUUUAUCUUCUGCUAUGUCUAUAAUUAUUUGAUAAAUAUAUCUGUAAUAAAAAGAAAAAACAAAACAAAUGGUUACUGUACAAAAGAAAAAUAUACAGAUGGUCAUUAUCAAUCACUUCACUUCUAUAUGGUAAUUGUUUUUGUUUGUUUGUUAAAUUUGUUUAUUUUAUUUAGUCUUCCUCUUUUUAUUGAACAAACGAAAGAAAUAAACAUGAUUAGAAUUUCUUUAGUAAACCUAAAUUAACUUUAAUUUUAUUGCAUUGCUUUACGCUAAGGAAUUCCGUAGAACUCUUCGAUUGUUGUUUCUGUUAUGUAAACUUUUUUUAAGCUUAUCAUUAUGACACAAUUUUGAGUUGGAUUUUUGUACUUGCUUCAAUUUUUGAUUACUAUUUUUUCUUUUCUAUUCAGCUAUUUUCUGUUGUUUUUGUUUGGAGAAAAAACUGAUAUUGUUUUUUACUUGUUUGUCUUUUUGUUUACUUUUUGUGAAUAUCCAAAAUCAUUGCAUAAACCACUUACUUUUUCAUUCACUUGAUGAUAGGAGUUUAUAAUCGAUAUGAAUCAUUCAAUCUAUAGCUGAUUGAUAGUCAAAUAAAAGCACGGUGCAUAUGUGUAACUCACAAAUAUGAUCGUAAUUUCGUAUACAAUAUACAAGUUUGUUAGGGAUAUGAGUUAAUUAAUAACUAAAGAUUUCUUUUGAAUUAUAGUCCAACAAGUCUUAUCCUUUCUAAUGGUUUCUUUAAACUUUUUAUUUAUUAUUUAUUUAAAUACGUAAACAUUGGUACAAGAAGGCAUCAAAUAGAUAUGCGCCACAUAAAUCAUUCGGUUUAUGUGAGGGCUGGAAUACUACCCGGGUGCCCAAACCGAACCACGUGGUUUGCUUAGGGGGCCACACCUCAAGCCUUCGACUUAAAGGUCUAAUCCACAAGGCAGUGGAGUAUCGUAAGGAGAUGCAGUCCCAUUGUAGCCGG